Schistocerca serialis cubense is the source of this 2062-nucleotide messenger RNA. RefSeq names its product translation initiation factor eIF-2B subunit gamma (gene eIF2Bgamma). Gene Ontology annotation, biological process: cytoplasmic translational initiation; biosynthetic process. Gene Ontology annotation, molecular function: guanyl-nucleotide exchange factor activity; translation initiation factor activity. Lineage: Eukaryota; Metazoa; Arthropoda; Insecta; Orthoptera; Acrididae. Gene Ontology annotation, cellular component: guanyl-nucleotide exchange factor complex; eukaryotic translation initiation factor 2B complex. Bases 170 to 1537 code for a protein of 455 amino acids. The transcript has 10 exons. The record is from RefSeq and is a predicted model, not a curated record.
AUUAUGGAACAAAAUAUCGAUUGUUUGUGCCGGUUUGUUUAUAUUCGUAUGUAGCAGAAGAGCAGUAGCAUAUGUUGAUGUUUACGUUAAAUCUAGGGUUCGUCUUCUGAGGAAAAAAAUCACAGUUUUCUUCACACUGUGGUUGAAUUUACGCUGAAACUAGAACAACAUGAUACCUCAAGAAUUUCAAGUAGUCUUGCUUGCUGGGGGCAAAGGUUCUCGGAUGACUGAGCUCACAGCCAGCAAACCUAAAUGCCUUUUACCAAUUGGCAAUCGACCUAUGAUAUAUUACCCACUGCGCAUGCUAGAGAAAGCUGGUUUCAAAGAGGUUAUUAUUGUGGUACUAGAAACUGUGCGCCAGGAAGUUCAGACAGCAGUAGAUCAGUGCGGUUUGAAGAUCCACCUUGAUUGGGUGGGAAUACCAGCUAAUGAAGACUGGGGCACUGCUGAAUCUUUGCGACAUGUUAGUGAGAAGGUGAAGUCAGACAUCAUUGUCAUGAGCUCUGAUCUGGUCACAGACUUCAACAUUGAGAAUGUGCUGGACGUUUUUAGAAAACAUCAGGCUUCUAUUGCCAGUGUGUUUUUCCAGUCACCUCCCGAUGUUGGAGCACUACAGACUGGCCCGAAACAGAAAUACAGGCCAGAGCGUGAUUUAGUUGGAAUUGAAACAAAGACAUCACGAUUGCUUUUCUUAGCUUCUGCUUCAGAUUUUGAGGACAGCGUAACUCUUCCUCGUGCACUGCUGAGAAAACAUCCCCGGUUUUCAGUGUAUAGUCAUUUAAUUGAUUCCCAUAUUUAUGUGCUGAAGAAGUGGAUUUGCGAUUUUCUCAAGGCAGAAAAGUCAUUCAGCACACUGAAGGGUGAAGUUAUACCUUAUAUUGUGAAAAAGCAACUAGUAAAGCCGUUAUCGCAGACUGCUCCCGAUCCAAAUGUUUCACUAAUUGGAAUGGAUGUUAAAAAAGAUAUCCACCAGUUCUCAGCAGAGGAUCAGUUAGUGAAUGAAAUUCGCAGCAUGUCAACUUUCACAGAUCAUUGCGGAGACAUGCAGCCACCAUAUCACGCAGACACCAUUAGGUGUUAUGGUGUUGUAAUGUCCAAAGAAACCUUUGGCAUGCGAGCCAAUACGUUAGCAGGAUAUAGCUUCCUGAAUCAUAAGCUAAAUACUGUUUGGAAUUCAUUGAAUGGAAACUUAAAGAUGUUAAGUCCUACCAGCACCAUCAAAUCAAAUCAUAUUGGGUCAGAGUGUAUAGUUGGAGAUGCGACGGAGAUAGCGGAGAAAACAACACUAACAAAUUGCAUUAUUGGUUCAAAUUGUAUUGUUCAAACAAAAACAAAGCUGUUAAACUGUAUUAUAAUGAACAAUGUCACAAUUGAAGAAGGGUCCAGCCUAUCAAACUGUAUAUUGUGUGAUGGAGUAAAGAUUGGUAAGCAGUCUGAGCUUAAAGACUGUUUACUGGGAAGUAGUCAAGUCAUUCAAGCAGAAGCAAAACACUCAAAUGAAGUACUGACAGAUACAAAGAGGCUGAUGGAAAUAUGAAGAUCGUAUACUUGUAACAUGAGAUAAAGUUGAGACAGUUUCUUUGCGACUUGGAGAUUUUAUGAAUGCCAAUGUUUUGGGGCCAUGAAAUCGACUUGAAUAAUUACAUAUGUGACUUGUGAAAGGUUGGGAUCAGUAUGUAAACAGCAAUGAACAUUUCAUGUUUUCAAAUUAAUGUCAUAUGAAAUUAUAUACGUAUUUAUGGAAGUAAGCAGAUUUUUAUCAGAACAGGAUUGAGAACGGGAUGAUCAUAACUACCCCGCAGACAGCAACAAUGUUCUGUGUCCGACUAUCAGGAUUGUCGCUUUUCAAAUGCAUGUGUGUUGCAUGAGAAACAGUGAAUAGAGAAGUCAACACCAUAUUAUUUUUUAAAAUAAUAUAAAACUGAUGUUUGGUAUGUUCAUUUCUCUUAUUCAGUCCAGUAAUGUGGCUACAUUAUAUUAUGGCACUUCGCCAAGAUAUUAAUUUUUGUAUUAUUUUAUUGUUUCUUGUAAUUAAAAUAAAUCAUUGUUGAUCCUUUUUAAA